GCCGGCGCGAGGGGCAUCCGGGCCGAGCUCGGGGGCGGGGAGGGGAGGGGCCCCUUCUCUCCCCCUCCCCCCACCGCAUUCCUCUGACGUCUGUACCUCGCGACCCCGCCCUUGUGUGGGACCAGCCCCGCCUCAAUUCUGACGCCCUGAUCGCGAGGCAUCCCCCUCAUCUGGGUUCUGCGGACCUUUUUGGAUCUUCCCAGAUUCAGUGGUAGCUGGUUUAGAUCUCCAUCAGCUCACUCCCAAAUUUAUUGUCUCCUCAAACCGGCGGGCGCACCAGGCUUGUCCCUCGCUGGUAGCGUCACUGACCCCAUUUCAAACUUAGUUUCCACAAGGACCUCCAUUUCGGGAACCCCCUUUCACCUGGUUGGAAAGGAGUAUUGGAGUAUUGGGGGGCAUCCCCGCAUUUCCCACAACUCUAACAUCGUUUUCUGAAUGCAGUGCCCCACUCCCCCCAGCAGGCAACCUCCUAACAUUUUAGAGCCUUUAGGACUGGAUCCCGAAUCAGACGCCCGCCCUGCCCCCAGGUUCGGGAUCCUAGACUAUGAGGAAGCGCUUUCUAUGGAAGAAGGAAGGUCCGGUUAGAAUACCGUUAACGACUCCCUUUGGCAAAGCGCUAGUACUGUGUCGUAUACUGCACCGUGUGCCUGGUACAGGGACCAGCCCCGAGGCAGGGACCACCUCUCCCUCGCCCAUAAACGAUUUCCAUGCUAAAGGAAGAGACAGUCACCGGACUGAGAGAACCUAAGAGAGAUCAAGGCUGUUCCGUUAAAACCAGUGGCCAGAGUGAUCAGGGGUACCCGGGAGUCGGGGCUGGUAGGGACGAGAAAGUCUUUUCAGAGUUAACUGGGACCGCACGGACAGAAGGGAUCAUUUCUUAGCUCCGGCAAAGAUAUAGAGGUGCGCGGCAUAUGAUUCCCUCUUGUGCAAAGUUGAAGGAGUUACUGUGGCUGAAUUUAGAGGUGGAGUGGUGAAAUGACGCCAGCGAGCUGGACAGGGUUCGGCAGGUUUUCUGCUAUGUAAAGGGACAAAUUCGGUUUAAAAAGAUCCUCUGGCACUGUGAAGGCUUAAGAUGGAGAGGAAUUAGGUAUACAGAUAGGGACACAGCUGCACUGGUAGUUGCCACUCUGUCUGGUCUAGUCUUCCGGAGCGGCACACGCCACUCACUGAAUACUUUUAAGUACUAAAGGCCUUCGCUGCUUCAGAGUGUGCCCUGUCUCCGGUGGCGCCCGAAAGCAUAUUCGCGCAUGCGUUCUCAUCUCCGAUCAUUUCCAAGACAGCCAAAGAGAGCCUACUGGGUGGGCUCAACCCUUUUCCACCCAAUUGGAGACCACCAGUGGUCCUACAUCCUCGUGUGGGAUGUGCUGAAGACGGGCAUCUGAUGUAACCAAUGGAAAGAGGCCACAGGGAGGGGCUUCCUUGCCUUCUUGCCGAGUGGCGCGGGGAGAUAAUCUUUGUGAUUGGAAGACUAAGAGCUUUUGGUUUAAUGGAUUAGCUAAAAAGCCAAUGAAAGUGGGAGGGAGGCGGGGCUUUUCAGGAGCGUGGGGAGCCCGGUUCCAGAGCUCCGGCCUAUCAAAUUGGAGUUUAUUUUAAGGCAGCAGGGUUGGUAAAGUGAUUGGCAGAAAGCGCUCGCUUAUAACGAGUAUCCCAAACAAACGAGGGCGGGCACUCCAGUCGAACGGAGUUGGCUUUAUCCAAUAGAGGCUCAAGUCAUGCAAAGCCUUCCUCCCCCCGCGGCGGGACCAGUGGCUCCCCCUAUCGGGUGGGGACGGCGGGUGACGGGCGUGUCCCUCCCCCAAUGAGAGGCGGGGGGAGGCGGGUUCUGCACCGCCAUGUCGCGGAGGCUGCUGCCCCGGGCGGAGAAACGGCGUCGGCGGCUGGAGCAGAGGCAGCAGCCGGAGGAGCAGCGGAGGCGGUCUGGAGCGAUGGUGAAGAUGGCGGCGGCGGGCGGCGGAGGCGGCGGUGGCCGCUACUACGGCGGCGGCAGUGAGGGCGGCCGAGCCCCGAAGCGGCUCAAGACUGACAACGCCGGCGACCAGCACGGAGGCGGUGGCGGCGGUGGCGGAGGAGCCGGGGCGGCAGGCGGCGGAGGCGGGGAGAACUACGAUGACCCACACAAAACCCCUGCCUCCCCAGUUGUACAUAUUAGGGGCCUGAUUGAUGGCGUGGUGGAAGCUGACCUUGUGGAGGCCUUGCAGGAGUUUGGACCCAUCAGCUAUGUGGUGGUGAUGCCUAAAAAGAGACAAGCGUUGGUGGAGUUUGAAGAUGUGUUGGGGGCUUGCAACGCUGUGAACUAUGCAGCUGACAACCAAAUCUACAUUGCUGGUCACCCAGCUUUUGUUAAUUAUUCUACCAGCCAGAAGAUCUCCCGCCCUGGAGACUCAGAUGACUCCCGGAGCGUCAACAGUGUGCUUCUCUUUACCAUCUUGAACCCCAUCUAUUCCAUUACCACGGAUGUUCUUUACACUAUCUGUAACCCUUGUGGCCCUGUCCAGAGAAUUGUCAUUUUCCGGAAGAAUGGAGUCCAGGCCAUGGUGGAAUUUGACUCUGUGCAAAGUGCCCAGCGGGCCAAGGCCUCACUUAAUGGGGCUGAUAUCUACUCCGGCUGUUGCACUCUGAAGAUUGAAUAUGCGAAGCCUACACGUUUGAAUGUAUUCAAGAAUGAUCAGGAUACUUGGGACUACACAAACCCCAACCUCAGUGGACAAGGUGACCCUGGCAGCAACCCUAACAAACGCCAGAGGCAGCCCCCUCUCCUGGGAGAUCACCCCGCAGAAUAUGGUGAGGGCAGGGGGUUCCCCUCCGUGGACUCCCGUGGCUCAUGUGCCCCUGCCCGCCGCCCGCCACGCAAAUUCUCACCCGCCCUCCCUCUCUUUCCUUCCCACCCCCCAGGAGGGCCCCAUGGUGGGUACCACAGCCAUUACCAUGAUGAGGGCUACGGGCCCCCCCCACCUCACUACGAAGGGAGAAGGAUGGGCCCACCCGUGGGGGGUCACCGCCGGGGCCCAAGUCGCUACGGCCCCCAAUAUGGGCACCCCCCACCCCCUCCCCCACCACCCGAGUAUGGCCCCCACGCUGACAGCCCUGUGCUGAUGGUCUAUGGCUUGGAUCAAUCCAAGAUGAACUGUGACAGAGUCUUCAAUGUGUUCUGCUUAUACGGCAAUGUGGAGAAGGUGAAAUUCAUGAAAAGCAAGCCAGGGGCUGCCAUGGUAGAGAUGGCUGAUGGGUAUGCUGUGGAUCGGGCCAUAACCCACCUCAACAAUAACUUCAUGUUCGGGCAAAAGCUGAAAGUCUGUGUCUCUAAGCAGCCAGCCAUCAUGCCUGGUCAAUCAUAUGGGCUAGAAGACGGGUCCUCCAGUUACAAAGACUUCAGUGAAUCGAGAAACAAUCGGUUCUCCACUCCGGAGCAGGCAGCCAAGAACCGUAUCCAGCACCCUAGCAAUGUGUUGCACUUCUUCAAUGCCCCUCUGGAGGUGACAGAGGAGAACUUCUUUGAGAUCUGUGAUGAGCUGGGAGUGAAGCGACCAUCUUCUGUGAAAGUAUUCUCAGGCAAAAGUGAACGCAGCUCCUCUGGGCUGCUGGAGUGGGAGUCCAAGAGUGAUGCUCUGGAGACUUUGGGCUUCCUGAACCAUUACCAGAUGAAAAACCCAAAUGGUCCAUACCCUUACACCUUGAAAUUGUGUUUCUCCACUGCUCAACAUGCCUCGUAAUUAGUUGCCGUGGAAGAGUCCCAUCUGAGCAGGAAAACAUUUCUUUCCUUUUUGCUGGUUUUUUGUUUUUGUUUUUUGUUUUGCAAAAGUUCCUGUAUUCCUUUUUUUUAAUGCUAGGUUAGUAGAGGCUUAACCAUAAUGGAAAUGCUGGAAGGAUGGAAGGGGAGGGGAGGGGAAUUGAUAUCUCCCAAGAUUAACCUUCACUUUUAAAAAUUAUUGUACAAGUGAUUAUUUUUUCCUGUUCAUAUUUGUGCUGCCCAUGUACUCUUGGCACAUUUCAAUAAAAUAGUUCGGAAAAUUAA
Molecule: messenger RNA, 4012 nt
Organism: Artibeus jamaicensis (Jamaican fruit-eating bat)
Lineage: Eukaryota; Metazoa; Chordata; Mammalia; Chiroptera; Phyllostomidae
Gene: HNRNPL
Product: heterogeneous nuclear ribonucleoprotein L
Exons: 12
Coding region: 1833-3710 (625 amino acids)
Biological process (GO): mRNA processing; regulation of RNA splicing
Cellular component (GO): nucleus
Molecular function (GO): mRNA binding
Source: RefSeq, a predicted model, not a curated record